AUGAAAUACGAGGAGUCACCGGAGAUUUUCGGAAAGACUCAAAUCGCUCAAAUAACUCAUGAACAAUCUUUGACACCAGUAAAUAUUUUACAAAUGACACCGGCUAUUACUGGAGAGUACGGUACAGUAAGACAAUCUUCGACGUCAGCAAAUGUUUUGCAAAUGACACCAGCUAUUGCUGGGGAGUGCUGUAUAGAAUGUUGUCCAGUUGCAGCAGCAGAAGCGGCACAAGCUGCAAUAACUAUGCGAGACUCAGGGCCUAAUCGAGACUCAGAGUCUAAUAAUACAGAUCAUACUGCUAAUGAACCCAGACAUUCCUCAUUUCUAUGGACAGCGCAGGAUCUUCAACAUGGAUGUAAAUGGCAAGGAUGUUAUCUACGAUUUGAAACCCAUGAAGAAUUAACUGGACAUGUUAGUGAAGGACAUAUUGGAUGCG
Molecule: messenger RNA, 436 nt
Organism: Racocetra fulgida
Lineage: Eukaryota; Fungi; Glomeromycota; Glomeromycetes; Diversisporales; Gigasporaceae
Source: the annotation of a GenBank genome assembly